AUGCCAGAAAUCGUACUACGAGGUCCUUUAAUAAAAACCUUGCGUUUGUUGUACCUAUUAGGAAUACCUAUUGGCAUGUCGCCAUAUGAGAUAAAUAAAAAAGGAGAAUUCAGUUUUUCCAAAAAAUCUGUGUUCCUGGUAUCUUUAGCCAUGGUUUUGACUAUUAAUUUUGUGAUCCAGGAACGAUUUAAGGAUGUUAAUCAGUUUUUGGGAGGUUCGAGGGAACUAAAAACCAAGGUGAGCUUAGUUCUGGACAAGAAAAUCGAGGAACAACUGCAGGCAAUACGUCUAAGCUGCCAACUGCAUACGAAACUCUGCAAGAUUUCCAGACAAUUAAAUUCGGCUUAUAACAUACAAAUCAUUUUGUAUGUAGCCCUAACAUUCGUAGUAGUAGUGACCCAACUCUACUACGUGGCCCUAGGGUUCAUGGACCCUGUAAACGAGUAUCGAAGUACAUCCCAAAUUAUAAUGUCUGUGAAUUGGGCCAAUUACCAUUUAAUUGGUGUCAUAGCAUUGGCCGUAAGCUGUCAUAGGGCCAGCAAAGAGGCCGCCAGGACCGGAGUGCUUUUGCAUAGGAUGAGGAACCGACAUCAGAGCCGGGUUAAAGAAGUUAUUGAAAUGUGGUCUUUGCAAUUACUUCAUCAAAAACUCGGUUACACAGCCGGAGGACUUUUUAGUAUCGACAUGACUUUAGUUUAUUCGAUUAUUGGUUCAAUGACGACAUAUCUAGUAAUUUUGAUCCAAUUCAACAUGUUGGGUGCCCAAAGAUAA
Molecule: messenger RNA, 771 nt
Organism: Ctenocephalides felis (cat flea)
Lineage: Eukaryota; Metazoa; Arthropoda; Insecta; Siphonaptera; Pulicidae
Product: putative gustatory receptor 28b
Exons: 6
Coding region: 1-771 (256 amino acids)
Biological process (GO): sensory perception of taste
Cellular component (GO): neuronal cell body; axon; dendrite
Source: RefSeq, a predicted model, not a curated record